This is a messenger RNA of Podarcis muralis (Common wall lizard), 7590 nucleotides long. Lineage: Eukaryota; Metazoa; Chordata; Lepidosauria; Squamata; Lacertidae. The record is from RefSeq and is a predicted model, not a curated record.
GAGAGCGCAGAAGCCUCCUCGCGGCGCCUGCCCGCCCGGACCCCACCGUCCAGUCCCAGAGCUCGGCGACCCUCGCCUGCACCUCCUCUCCCAUUCACCCGCGCUGCGCUGCCAUUGGUCCAAAUUCCUACCGAUCCUCACAAGGCACAAAAAGGCGUUGCUCAGUGUGCUUCUUCUUCUGUUGCUUUAUAUAUAUAACAAACCUUCCCCCCCUCCCCUCCACCACCCCAAUUAUCCAUCCUUGUUCUCCUGAUGGUGACUCUUCGCUCACUUGCAACGUGUCCUUUAGACUGUUCUCUCCUCUCCAGCGUACACGCGUCUCUCCCGCGAUCCCUCCUCCCUUCUCUUUGCGCUGAUGCCUUGAGAGCUGGUACCUUCUUUCCCUCUUCCUUCUCUCUCUCUCUCUCUCCUCUUUUUGGAUGCCUCGCAACAAUAACACCGCUGAUGACCAUCCAAGAGGAAGCAGGUGGAGAAUGAAGCAUCCUUUGCCCAGGAAAGCCAUGGCUUAGCUCAAGAAGGAAAAGGCAAGAGAGGCGCAUCGGAAAAGAAAAAUAAUAAACACCAGCGCGCGAAAGAGAGAGAAAGAAAAGGGAGUCAACAUGAGUUUCCACAAGGAAGACGGGAUGGGCAGCUUGUGCCACAAGGCUCUGCAGAUCAUCUCCGAGUUGUGCCUGGGAGGGCAAGUGGAGUUGGAGAAAUGUUCGGGCAUCUUCCCGCUGGAGACCACCAACCAAGGUAUAAGCAGCGCAGACAUCUCUGUCAGCUUGCUUGCAGUCGUCGUCAGCUUCUGUGGGCUUGCCUUGCUGCUAGUCUCACUUUUUGUCUUCUGGAAGUUGUGCUGGCCGUGCUGGAGGAGCAAGCCGAUGACAUCGAACGCGACAAGCAUCCCUCAGAGCACCUCCAGCGCUCCCACUGAGUUUUUGGAAGCUAAUGAGAAAAAAGAAAUGAUUAAAGAAAACGGGAAGCCCUCCACGAAAAUCCUUGAGGCGGCAAUGAAAAUUAGCCACACUUCACCUGAUAUUCCAGCAGAGGUCCAGAAUGCUCUGAAGGAACAUCUAAUCAGGCAUGCACGCAUGCAAAGGCAGAUCACUGAGCCUGCAUCCUCAUCAAGGCACAAUUCCUUCAGGAGACAUCUGCCAAGGCAAAUGCAGGUGUCCAGCAUUGAUUUUAACAUGGGGACAGAUCCUGUUUUACAAAGAGGGGAGACAACUACCAGCAUUGGAAGGAUAAAACCGGAACUUUAUAAACAGAAGUCUGUGGAUUCAGAAGGCCAGAAAGAGGAUGUGAAAACUUGUGGGAAACUCAACUUUACCCUUAAGUAUGAUUAUGAAAAUGAGAUGCUUUUGGUUACCAUUGUCAAAGCCUUGGAACUACCAGCUAAAGACUUCACUGGUACAUCAGAUCCCUAUGUGAAAAUCUACCUUCUUCCAGACAGGAAAAAAAAGUUUCAGACACGGGUUCACAGAAAGACGUUAAACCCUGUCUUCAAUGAAACCUUUCAGUUUCCUGUAGCCUAUGAUCAACUUUGCAACAGGAAACUACAUUUCAGUGUAUAUGAUUUUGACAGAUUUUCUAGACAUGAUAUGAUUGGAGAAGUCAUUCUGGAUAACUUUUUUGAGGUCUCCGAUCUCUCUAGAGAGGCCACAGUAUGGAAAGACAUCCAUUGUGCCACUGCAGAAAGCAUAGAUUUGGGGGAGAUCAUGUUUUCCCUUUGUUAUUUGCCAACAGCAGGGAGGAUGACCCUCACAGUCAUCAAAUGCAGAAAUCUUAAAGCUAUGGACAUCACUGGCUCAUCAGAUCCAUACGUCAAAGUGUCCCUGAUGUGCGAUGGUCGGCGCCUGAAAAAGAGAAAAACAACUACAAAGAAAAACACUCUCAAUCCAGUAUACAGUGAGGCCAUCGUUUUUGACAUCCCUCCAGAGAAUGUGGACCAAGUCAGCCUCUCCAUCGCUGUUAUGGACUAUGACCGAGUGGGACACAAUGAGGUGAUUGGAGUAUGUAGGGCUGGACUUGACGCUGAAGGCCUUGGAAGAGACCACUGGAAUGAAAUGCUGGCGUACCCCCGCAAGCCAAUAACCCACUGGCAUCCCUUGGUAGAGUUGCCAGGCCGAGCAACCAGUUUUGACAGUCAAGGAUCUUGCUCAUCACCAAAACCACCACUUACACCCUAGCUUGAACAGUGGGUUCUUGAUGACCAGCUUCACAACAAGCUCACCAUCUCUAUACGCUACAAAAGGUUUGGGUCUAGCUGAUGACCUCCAAUCAGAUUUUUGCGUUUUGAUCCAUUGUAUUUCUACUGCAUAAUAAUACCAUUAAUUCUCAUUCUUAACUUACCUUUCACUUGAAUACUUGUUAAAGAUGUCAUGAAAAGACGUCAUUUCUUUCUUUGUUUGAACAAGGCAUUCAGAAGGACAUAAGUAUAGGUGGGUUUAAGGUCUUGAAAGCAACAUAAUGCUCAUGAUAGCACAAAUUGUGUCAACAUAAAGCUUUCUGUUGUACUUUCCUUUCUUGUGAACUCGCCUCUAAGUGGUGACAAUUUUAUAUAUUACAUAGAGGCAAAAACAGGUUUGCCACUGGGUGAAUCUUGUAUUGGGAACUGCAGUCUAUCACAGCUCCCUAAUGAGUGUGCCAAACAGUCAUACAGUAUUUUUACAUGUACACUAGUAUUUCUUAAAAUCCGCCCCCUUUCUGAAUGUACUGUACAUUCUGUGGUCCCAAUACAGAGUGGGAUUCAAAGAGCCUCCUCGAGGAAGUUCACAUGAGCAUCAGCACUUCCAAGAAUCAGCAAUCCCCCCCCCCCCUGCAGUCUCCUUCCAAUUGUGCUCAGGAAGCUGGGGUGCAUACCAACACUGAAUGGGGGUUGUAUCCGAUAUAGUGCUAAAGUCACUUUGCGGUAUAUUUGUUCCACUGGUGAAAUGUUUGGCAGGAAAGAAAUGCAGUUGCACCAAAAAACUACAUAAACAGGUUGCUGGUAACUUCUCUGUAAAAUAGAUUGUGCAAUCUGUUGUGCAAUGAGUUUCCUUGAGCUCAACAGAUUCCUCUGUUGUGCAAUGUGAAAACUCGCCCACCUGCUAGUGCAUGAGCCCUUGCCCUAAUACACAGAGAACAUUGGCUGCAGCCCCUGUUCUCCAUUGGGUUGUCCCUGUUUGCUGGGUUGAAUCUGGGCCUGAGAGCCAGAAGAAUGCCAGCCGUGCAACUGAGGUGCAGAGCUGCAAGGGAAGAUUUAGUGUCGACAAGAGCUUUUCGCCUUCUCUCCCUUAUGCAACCCAGCUGGAAAGGUUGGUCUGCCCCCCAGUUAGCCAUUCAGCCAAGGAAAACAGGAGCUGCUUAGCCACGGAUGGCCAUCUGGCAAACCCCAUCUGCUCCUGUGAUUUCUCACACCCUUUCCCCAAAGUUUAAGAAAUGCUGGUGUACGUCAAGAUGUCUUAUGUGUAAAUGUGAAACAGAAAUGUGUAAAGUAACUUGUGUUUGGGCCCAAUGUGUGCUGUGUUAUUAAAUGCACCUUUGCAUUUAAAGUGUGUAGGCUUGGGGGGGGGGGCUUUUUAAAAAAUGCAGCCCCAGAGGAUGGAUCUGAUAAGUAUUGGGAUUGUAGCAACUGGGGAAGAGGAGUUCUAUCUCUCUUCCCUACUGUGGUCCUAUCAAAGUUUAUUUCUCUGGAUCUGCUAUUUGCAUUAGGAAAUUCCCAAUAAUUAUCAGUCCAACAAUCCCUGCUUGCUUUAACACACACACACAUACAAAGAUGCAUUAACCAUCACACCAAGUUUGGCCUUUAAUUUGGCACUUUAGCCUCUAGGGCUUUGAUAUAGCUUUGCUCUGCUAUAUCAAAGGGGCAACUCUUUGACACUUUAUUGUAUUUCCGCUUAACUUCAUUGAUGUGAUUGACCUGGAGGAUUCAUAAUCAGAUGUUUGGAUGCAACAAGAGCUUAGCAUAAGCAUUUAUGAAGCUACAGUGUGAAUUCAGAUCAUUAGAAGUUGGGGCACACUGAUGUUCAGGCAACCAGAAAUGUAAAGCCUUCAAAGAGUAGCACAUUUGGGAGGGGGCGGGGAGAGAAAGAAAAGAAAAGAAAGUGGCCAUCCAUUCAGGAAGGCAAAAAGUCUUUCAAAAUGGUACCAGGAUGCAUCUUGUUCUGGGAUGCAGAUUCAGUGUUGUAAGUUGGAGGGCUAAAAUCUGUUUUGCUUCAAUGUAGCAGGAAGUCAGCAAGCCAAGUUCUAUUGUCUCCUAAAUUUGAAAUUAAAAAGUUGAAACUUGUGGAGCUCUGUUCUCCCGUGUUAGUUUAUGAUGGCUUAAAACAUUCUUAUGUUGACUGCUGACGGCAUUCCACACAAGCACACCAGUCAUUGCAAUAGAUGUGUGGAAAGGUCAGUGAAUCCUUAUAUUCAGGAGAACCAUUGAAAGAAGCUCCAAAAUUAAAACAUUUGUGCAGCAGAAACUCACCAGAGCCUGCUGUUUGUGAAACCCUAAACUCUUGUGCCUCGCUUCAGGUGUGAUAGAGAUUUAUCUCCAUGCAGGAAAAAUGUCAGGCAUGAAGCAUCCCUCUUUCAGAGCUGGUCUUGCCAUGAGAUAGAAAGAAGUAGACAAGUGCAGAGCCUGAUAUAAAGGUGAUUGAUUGGUGUGAGGACUUCAGGUUGAUUCUUCUUUCUGCAAAUCAAUUGCCUAAAUUGAUUUGGCCCUUUUGCUGAUCACAUUUAUUUGCCACAUGUCCAAUAUAAAAUCUAUGUAUGGGCUUCAUUUAAAGAUUCCAUUAUUUUCAAAACCAAUCAUGGUACAGUCAACUUGCAACUUAUGCACAUUUAACUUGGCUGAAAAAAAUAAAAAUUUAACCGGGGGCGAGGAACUAUCACAAUCCCACCCACCAUUUGCAUGCACAUUGGGAGAGUAUUUGGAGGUGCUGGGAGAGUGUGUUUUGACUAUCCAUGAUUUUGGCUUUACGAGCUGUCCCCAGAACAUAACCCCUGCAUACCGGUAAGUUGCAAGUCAACUGUAUACACAGUGGUUUGGAUCCAGGCUGAAGCCCUAUUUAGGCGUUAGAAGUGCCCAUGCUUGAAGGGUACAUGGUGGGGGAGUCCCUGGUCCCAAUAUCUGCUCUAAGCCUUUGUGCAUUUGCAAGGGAUAUUCCAAAUACAUUCAGCAAUACAUGUUUAGAUAUUUCUCUGCAGUUGUGACCCUGGAUUACGCAGAACCUGAAACUGCCGGGAUGAUUUUAAGCAUGUUUUCAUCUCCUUUAGACCUUCAUGCAUAAUGCACAGAGGUUAGGAGUGAUGGUGACAUUGGGGGCAGGACCAACAUGUGCAGCCUUGCUUCCCAAGCACCCACCCACCCCCAAUGUUCUUUGAACACAAAAAGUGACAAUGCCUGAAUGGGGCUUAAGUUAGUCACACUUCGGUCCCAACAACAUGAAAUCAAAUGUGGAGCAUUAGUCAUGACUAAUCAAUAGGACUGAGAUCAACAGGACUCCAGAUCCUACCCAUAGUAUGCACAGUUGCACCUUGGAUAUCUCUGUUAUCACUUUAAUAAACCAAAUUGGCUUUUUUUAAAAGGACAUUUAAAGUUAUACUCUACUGGUGGAUAUGACUGAUAACUAAUGGUGGUGGUGGGCAAUUCUGUAGAGCAGGAGUGAGGAAUGUGUGGUGCACUUGUUGGACUCCCAUAGAUCCCUGGUGUAUGGGGCCCUAGCCCAUGAUGGCUAGGGCUGAUGGGAGUUCCCUAUCCCUGCUGCAGUGGUAGCAAAUGAUUGAGGUCCAAGUAAGCCUCCUUCCUUGUCUACCCCAACUGUUUCAUAAAGUAGGCCGCAAGUAAACCUGCCCUCCUGCUCUGCUGUUGCUGCUUCCCUCUCUCCCUCUUUCUAUCCCUCUUCCCCACUUUUAAUUUUAGGACAGGAAGUAACACAACUUUGAUUGCUUUAGGCAGCAUUCACAGGUCAUGUGAAGGACAGGCUAAAAUAAAGAUGGAGGGAAACAAGGUGGUUUGGUAUCAUCUCCUUUGGUCACCAUCUCUCCUGUUUCUAUCACAUGGAGGGGGAAUAACAGGUGGAUAACAGUUGCUUCAAAACUACCACACAUAGACUUUCCAACCAGUAGCAGUAACCCAGAUAUUAUCUAGGGUUUUCUUCAAUAUCCUGUUCCAUUUUUUAUAAAUGGGUACUUGUCACAAGUUAAUGUUUAUGGUACUGAACAACUGUAAGCUACUUGUGCGUCACCUUUUGGAGACGUACCUCAAACAAUCAACUUUAUGGUCACAGAAAUCUGUAUGUGUAGAUUGACGCUUGCAGUAUUCUUGUGAUGUACUCUUUGAAUAUGUCCUUUUUACUUGCCAUCAUCACAAAUACUUUCCAAAUGCUGUUUGUUUUCACAAGCAUCUGCAUACUAUCUACAUAGCUUUUUUCAGAGCUAUUCUGAUUUUUCUCUUCACAUACUCUCAGUAACAAGAGGGCCUUUCUGCUCUUUCUGCUAUGUUUUUGGUGAUGAAAUACUGUAAGAUUGAAUUUCAAUAUACUUUGCACUGUUUUACGCCUACUAUCCAAAAACAAAAACCCUAUCAAGUUCAUGAACAAAUGUAGCAUUAGUGUUCUGUAAGGAACAUAUACUUUUUAUUGUUUCGUCGGUUUCUACUGCUAUGGCAUAGCUUUUGUUGUAACUUGGAAUAGAUUUCAAGGGCCAUUGUUUUAUAUAAAUUAUUACCAUUAUUAUUAGGUUGCAUCUGUCAAAGUCAUCACUUUAGCAAUAGGAUUUCUGCCUGCACAACAAUAAUCCCUACCCCUGUGUGAUUCCCAUGCCCCCCCCAAUCUGCUCUGGAGGGCUGGGGCUACACCCAGAACAGAUCUAGGUGGGAGGAAGAAGGAGUUCCAUUCAGGUGGAAGUCCUUGCAUAAAUGGGGCAACUUCAUGGGAUACAACCUACUGUUGCUGUUAUUUUUAUCCAACACCAAAGGAAAAAUAUUUAGUUGUGCCCUUCUCCUCAGUGUUGUCCAUGUAGUGAUGCAAUCCUAUGCACACUUAAUUGGGUGUUAGUCUCAUUGAACUCAGUGAGCUCCAGUUCAGAUGUAUGCCCACCCAACAGUCAGUUUGCAUGUUGAAGGGGUGGGCAGCUGGGCACCUAUCCCAUCCUCACUCUUGUAGAAUGGCCCGAAUUGCAAUCUCUCUCUACCAAAAUAAAAUAAAAAAUGAUAGUGGUAGAAUUGGCUCUAUCAGAUGGGCCAUCCUGGAUACCGAAUGCCUGCACCUCAUGUUAUUUUUUAUAUGUGGUGGAUGGUUCACAUCUGCUUCUCAGCCAUGCAAAUGGAUCAGCGUGUAGGUUAGGUGUUUAAAAGCCAGCCUCUGUAAAGAGGAAUAGGAAUCAGCUGCACAAAGUUCCAUGGGCAUGAGCCAAAUAGGGGUCUUAGGCACAUGACAAGAAUGCAGCCUACAUGUCUGAUUCAUUAGCUCAGGCCUGUGUGUGAGGACUCCAAUGCUCAUGCUUAGAUGAGUGAACUGGAGAUACACAGAUGUUUCCACGGCACAUUCGGGUCUGAUAGCACUGAGCUCGGAGCAGUGGCGUAGCGUGGGUUGUCAGCACCCGGGGCAAGGCAAGUAAUUUGCGCCCCCUAACCCGUGG